AUGGUGGUGAAGGUGAACGAGCACAACUAUGAAGUGAAAACACCAAUGGGGAUGUCAUUCCAUGUGGAUCUCCAAAUGAGGACAUGCACCUGUGAGGAGUGGACCUUGAUGAAGAUUCCUUGCUCCCACGCGGUAGGAGCUCCCAUCCGUGUGGACCUUCCUGUUCACACCCGUUGCGACCCAGCUUCUAGCACGUUUUACUGGAAACUCGCUUACCAUGACAGCAUCAUUCCGGUUCCGGACCUGAGCAACUUGUACAGCGUGCCAGACGAUAUUGCGACCAUGCAGAUCCCGCCUCCUAAAACGCAGAGGCCACCAGGUAGGCCUAAGAGAUCUAGAUACCUAUCUUCUGGAGAGGUUAAGGAACUCAGAGACCGGAGAAGAAGCAGAGGCGGUAAUGUACGCGCUACCAUGGCACCAGGCAUAACCGGGCAUCAUAUGGCGAAAACAUGA
Microthlaspi erraticum is the source of this 453-nucleotide messenger RNA. The record is from the annotation of a GenBank genome assembly. Lineage: Eukaryota; Viridiplantae; Streptophyta; Magnoliopsida; Brassicales; Brassicaceae.